This is a messenger RNA of Salvia miltiorrhiza (redroot sage), 1705 nucleotides long. Its product is annotated as NPL4-like protein 2. The transcript has a single exon. Gene Ontology annotation, cellular component: nucleus. Lineage: Eukaryota; Viridiplantae; Streptophyta; Magnoliopsida; Lamiales; Lamiaceae. The record is from RefSeq and is a predicted model, not a curated record. Gene Ontology annotation, molecular function: ubiquitin protein ligase binding; ubiquitin binding. Gene Ontology annotation, biological process: ubiquitin-dependent protein catabolic process. Bases 321 to 1397 code for a protein of 358 amino acids.
AAAUUGUGGAAGCUGAAGGGACUAUAUUGUGAAUGGGGGCGACAGAGUUGAAGUAGAAGUCGAAGUAGAAGAGAGAGAAGCCCCGAAACCCAAAAGAAAAAAAAGAAAAGAAAAAAAGAAGCGUGCUCCACUAUAAAAUCUUUCCUAAAUUCUCGUCUCCUUCCCUACUCCAAACUCUUUUCUUCUUCUCCAAUUAUUCAAUUCCUCACAAUCACUGCUUAGUAUCCUAUAUAUAUAUUUUGCGGAAUAGGAUUGCACCAACGCGCACCAACUGUUUGUCGAAAUUCCGAAACCACUUGUCCCUGCAUAGUCCAGCAAAGAUGAUGAUCAGAAUCCGGAGCCGCGACGGUCUGGAGCGGGUCUCAAUCGACAACCCGCGCGCCACCGUCGCCGCGCUCAAGUCGGCGAUCGAAUCCCAGCUCCGGGUGCCCGUGCAAGCCCAGAUUCUCUCCACCAAUCAAAAUUUGCUUCUUGCCAAAACCCAAACCGAUCUGACCCGGUUCACGGACAUGAUCGACCCAAACACUGGUCUGGGCGCGCUUAACAUCGGCCACGGCUCAAUUGUCUACCUCGCCUACGAGGGCGAGCGCACGGUGGCGGGGCCGACCUUCCACCCCUCGGGCUCGUUCGGGAAGAAGAUGACCAUGGACGACUUGAUUGCCAAGCAGAUGAGGAUCACGCACCAGGAGAACCCUCAUUGCGAGCUCGUCUCCUUUGAUCGCGACGCCGCGAAUGCGUUCCAGCAUUAUGUGAAUGAAAGCUUGGCUUUUGCGGUGAAGCGCGGCGGUUUUAUGUACGGGACGGUGUCGGAGGAGGGGAAGGUGGAGGUGGAUUUCAUCUACGAGCCGCCGCAGCAGGGGACGGAGGAGAAUUUGAUCCUCUUGAGGGACCCUGAUGAGGAGAAGUUGGUUGAGGCCAUAGCUUUGGGGCUGGGGAUGAGGAAAGUGGGUUUUAUAUUCACGCAGACGGUCAGUCAAGAUAAGAAGGAUUACACGAUGUCGAAUUCGGAGGUUUUGCAGGCGGUGGAGCUGCAGGCGGAGGGGGAUUUGAAAGAGUGGGUGACUGCUGUGGUGAAACUGGAGGUGAAUGAGGAUGGAGGAGCAGCUGUGCAUUUUGAGGCUUUUCAAAUGAGUGAUAUGUGUGUUAGGUUGUUUAAAGAGGGCUGGUUCGAGCGGGAUCUCCAAGAGGAGAUUGAUCCCAAGCUGUCGAGGAUGAAGAAGGACGUCGUCGUUGGAGGGAAAGACACCAAAGAUGUGGAUAAUGACUUCUUCAUGGUGGUUGUUAAGAUUGUUGAUCACCAGGUUAGCCUUUUUUCUGUUUUGCCUGAGGAAAUUUUCUUUCUUUGUCGUUAUGCAUUUGUUAUUUAUUUAUUGAAACUACAUUGCGCCAGUUCCUAGAAAUUUAUCAAUGGUUCAGCUAGAGAUUGGUUAGCUAAUUUGAAUUAUAUGUUUGAUGGUAUUGAUUGGGGUUGCAUACCUGUGAGUUUCUCGUGUAGCUUAACAACAUGACUGUUUAUUCUUUUAGGGGCGGUUACCUUGCAUGAUUCAUAAAAACAUGAUUAGUAUUUUUAUCCUCAAGACUAGAAUUUCUUCAAUCUCACCCUCUCAAUGGAAUAUGAAUUAAGCAACACUAGCUCAAAUGAUGGAAAUUAUCAAGGGUCUUCAUAUAUCCUAAAGCUUCAAUCCAUCAUAGUAAACAAGGGACU